AUGCUAGAACACUAUUCCGAUUGGGUUCAAGCAUACUGCGGUGACGAGGACAGGAGAAAGGAGGAAGAGAAAUACCUUUCAUCCCUGUUCACAUCCAAUGGUCAACCACGGCCAUACGUACGUAAGCGACCAAGAAAUCUCUUCGUGACCGGUCAGAUAUUGAAAAGCUGAAGUUUUGGCUUUCGAUUUUUUAUGAGAUGAAGGUCUCGAAGGCGGCAGCAAGGAUUCUGAGUCCUGUUGGUUGUAAGGUGACCGUAGUCCGUAAAUAAGCCAAAAACUAUUUAACGACAUCGAAGUUAUCAGCGGGGGUCUAGAGUGUGCUAUUGCAAAAUAGCAGUGCGAUGAAUGUUGGCGAGACGGGCAGACGUAUCGACGCAAGACUGCAUGGGCACCAGUUCGCAGUUGACCGUAAAAAUAAACUUCCACUGGUACAUGCGCGGUUUCGCCUUUGGAGAAGCAAGCGCCAUCGGCUGGACCAAUGAAGCAAUGUGCAGACUCGUGUCCGAAUACUGGCCCUCGACUGGUACACUCAGCCGAGCCACGCACCGUCAUCCUGCCUACCAGGUGCUGCGCAUAUGACUCAAAUCAGUCCGGACGCGACCAAUAGCCUGAACAAACAACUAGUGGUUCAUUCAGCAUUCGUCAUCCUCAGGGGAGAGAGAAUGGGCCAACCGAGUCACCUGACCAGUGGUCAAAUCGGUGCACCGACGGGCAAGAUCUGUUGGUUCUAACGCGCACACGCGGUGAUAACCGAUCAAUUCAACUGGUUAAGGGUGGUGGCUCAUGGAGACAGAAUCUUGGAGAGGAAACGUGGGCGAUUUCAGAGGUUUCCGAGAAUCUGAGCUUUUCAGGAGAAAGCAACCGCCCCACGAAUAAGUAGGGCCGAUCAGGACGAGUUGAUGAUAGGAGGAGAGUCUAUUUAUAGCAGGCUGUGAUGAGAUAGCCUAAACAGUGGAACUUAUUGGUUACUCGACGCUGGCAGAUUAUGACAUGAGAUGGAAUUUCAUGAGGAAAGACGAGCACACCCCUCAAGUUGUGGCAUAUGAGAUAUGAUCCCGGAAAUCUUUGAUCGGAUCCAGCUACGGCAUUGCAACAAUCGACUCAGAGGUGCCACAAAAGACGUGUCCGGUGAUGUCUGUUGGCAGGGGCACUAACGGUGCGAGACUCCCACAUUUUAACGGGCAACCACAAUCUCACUGGGAGUGUCCCGCGAGUGAACUGGAAGCCACCUGGUAACUGUUCCACAUGAAACGCGGUCUAUUUGUCGAACAGUCAAGUUGCGUCGCCUAUGGUAGCCACAAUACUAACAGUCUCAUUUGUAAAUUUGCCAUGGGCACUUCACGAAGUCAUGGAGAAGGCCGCACGGAACAGAUGCAGAAGUACAGUAGAUGUGCUACUUCAUAAAAUGUUGACCGAAAAUCCGAAUUAUGUUUUCGAUUUGGAAAGAUGAGCUAGAUGGGGCCGUAGGAUUUAUGGUCACGCGGCAGAAUCUCAAGAAAUAUCAGUCAUGCCAGGAUGCCGGCCUUAAACGAGGUUCAUUCGGGUUGUUUGCAAAAAGUACACUCUGUGAACUAUAACUACUUACAUGUUCCAAAAUGUUCUUUCUUUCACUCUCUUUUGGUAGAAAGUUACAUAUACUUCAAACUCUAUAUUCGACGAAAUAUUAUAUUUCAGUUUUAGAAAAUUCUCCAGUUUCCGAAUCAUUUUCAAUUCGACCUGACAUCACACUUACGUUCAUGUCUUCCAAACUACAAGAUGUGUAUUUUCCGUGCUAAAAAAAUUAUGCAUUUCUAUACGCCACUGAGAAGAAGACGUGUGGCUUUCAUAAAACUUUGUAGUGGAUUAAAUUUUUACUAUCUAUUUCACAGGCAGCAUUAGUUAACAUAGAAAUGUGGUGCUUUAUGAAAGGAAAUUUCACGGUUUUAAAAAUCUCACAAUAAUACUGUUUUGUUAAAACCUGGUGGUAGUGUCUUUUAAGUACGAAAUUGCACGAAUAAAUAAUUCGCAGACGAAUGAGAAAAAUGACACAUUUUGUGCGUGUUUUCUGUGAGGCGUAUUUAAGUGUAAAAGGAUAUCGAAAACCAAUUGGAACAAUCCAUACUAAUAAACCUGUCAAUUUUGCUGAGUAUCCUAUCCCUUGGAAACGAAAACACGCCUCAGAACUUCGGUUACCAUUUAAUGGGAUAGCAGAGCCUUCUAUGAAAAGUUGACAAGGGGAGAGUGUUUAAAGGUGUUGGAGGUAUGUGGAUAAAUAUUGAGGAAGAAUUACGAAUGUUAUAUGGAACGAAUAACUGGUGCAGGGAUUGAAAUCCGACAAAGGUUUGAAAUGUUGGCAGAAGCCUGAAAUGCAGCGUCAUCUAGUAAUUUCCUUCUCACUUGUCUAAGAUUCUCGUACUAAUAUCGAUUCCAGUAGGUGGGUUUCUGUUUAGUGUUAGGGUUACGGUUAAGGUCAGGAUUAGGAUUGCGGUUAAGGGUCCAGAGGUUAGUGUAAGGGUUAGCAUUUGGGGGUUAGGGAUGUAGGGUUCAAUGUUAGGGUUAGUAUUUGAGGACUAGGAUGGAGGAUCAAGAGAUAGCUUCGGGUUAGGAUUUAGAGUUAUUAUUUAGGAUUAGGUUUAGGGUUAUAAUUUAGGGCUAGGGCUUAGGGGUCUACAUUUUACCAGUGUGGUCGUAGAUCAGGUCUCUGCCAAAAUUAUAUUUAUCUGCAAUCGGAGACAGAAGUCGGCUUUCAGCUAGGGCUCACCGAAAUUUAAAGCUGUUCAGAUAGUUUCUGAUUGAAGAGGAAGUACACGGAUGCGUCUAAUGCAACUGAACUCAUGUAAAGUACAUUUGCAAUGUUAGAACGACUAAAUUCGCUCUCUAAAUCGGCGAACGUCACAACCAAGAAAUUUUACCUCAAGCAUUUCUGAUUGCUGUAGCAUGAAGUGAAGCCGCCGAAUAGCAGGUUUGUCCACUUAGUUCUGCAUCAACUAAAUCCCCUCCUUGAAGGUUCACGCCCGUUCCAGGAAACGAAACCGCAUGGAUAUGCAAAGCUGACUUUCAAUGCUAAGAAAAACGUGCUGUUGUCCAAAGUAACUACUUGAGUAGCAUUAAUUUUUGCAUCGGUUUUCAACACCCUUCUAAAUGCGAGUAUAUUUUAUAGAAAAGAUGUACAAAACGUAUUCUUUCUACUACUCAUUUGGCAGAAAGUUACGAAUUCUUAAGAUUUUAUAUUGAAGAAAUAGUAUCUUUCGGUUUUUAAAAACCCUCCGGUCCACGAAUGAUUUUGAAACCGACCUGUCGUCUCCCUCUCAUUCAGGGCUUCUAAACUACAAAAUCUGCAUUUUCCGUGAUUGGAAAAUCAUGUAUUCUUAUGGGCUACUAAGAAUAAGCCGUCCGGCAUUCAUAAAAUCAUGUAGGGGAUUUGAUUCAUAAGCAGCACUAUUAAACGAAGAGAAACGAUGGUUUAUGAAAGGACAUUUCAGGAUCUUAAAAAAAUCUCAUAAUUAUAAACUUAACUCAACCUUACUCAACUUACUCCUUUCUAAGCACAGAAUUUGAGGAAGUAAUUCUCCACUAUAUGAACAAAUGAAUGACCAUUUUGGGUGGGUUUUCCGUGAGACAUCUUGGAAUUUAUGAGGGCAGCGAUAAUUCAUUGGAAAAAUUCAUGCUACACAUCUAGUCAUUCUUCCUGAGUAUAGUUUAUCCAGACGAGACCAACGAAGAUCGGUCAAAAGCUGGCAUGCUUAUAUGACUGAAAUAUUUAGAGGUGGCGGAGAUGAACAGAUGACUAUUAAGGAAAAAUUACGAAUGCCAUGUGGAACAACUAACGGGUGCAGUGGUUGAAAUCAUUCAAAAUAUUUUUAAUCCGGAGUAGCAGACUGAAGUCAGCUCUCAGCUGAGGGACUCACAGAAAUUUAAAGCUAUUCAGAUAGUUAUAAUUGAGGGGGAAGAACAAGGAUACGUCUACUAGAACUGACUUCUUGUAAAAUACAUUUAUAAUGUUAGAACGACUAAAUUCGCUCUCUAAACCGGUGAACGCCACAACCAAGUAAUUUUACCUCAUACAUUUCUAAUCACUUCAGCAUGAAGUAAAAACCGCCGAAUAUCAGGCCUGUCCACUUAAUUCUGCAGCAACUGAAUUCACUCCUCUAAGGCUCACAAUACUUCUAUUCCGAAACACGUGAUCACCACCUGAUGCAACAGCCGCCGGUGGGCAUCCGCGUCGUUGGUCGGGUUCAAGGUCGCACGAAGCCAAUCGAUACAACUUAAUCCUUGAACUGCGUCACAAAGCAACUCGACGAGCAACGAGAUGCUAAGUCCAACGAGAAUGUUACGUCGUUACAUUAAAUGGUGGAAUGAUGUUCCAGAUGUAGCUGGAUCAUCAACUUUACCGUAUGAACAAGGCAUAUUUACUCAGGAUGUAGGCGGACCGCCAUACGCGGAUAGCAGUAAGUCCAUUCCUCAUUUCCUUCAGGAUUCAUUCUUUCAUUAUCUCAUCGUCUACAACACUUACGCCACAAUUUGAAUGCGUAUAAAUAAAGUAGUUUGAGAAAUUAUUAAUAAGGCAUAUGCAUCGCAAAAGGUAUUUAUGAAUGCAUGACCUAGCUUACAUCGGCCGAUCCGUUAAACCUACUUUAUUAAUUUUAGCCAUCUAAGUGUCACAUAUCCAAUAUGUAUGGCCGCGGAUGAGGGAUGACAUCGGGCAUAGUGUAGCAUUGCUUUAGAUUGUUGAUGUAAGCUUUCAUGCAUUCAGUUUAAAUCAUGACUUUCUCCCUAUAAGUAGAUCAGAUUUAACGUAAUGAAUUUUCUUUAACUUCUCUUCUAGUUCCUAGUGUAUCACAAUACAAUAGGUACGAAUGGCCAAAUUGCGCAACUCCCGUCAGCACACUUAGCGUAGCAUCCUCGUCUACAGCUCCCAUGACUUUUAAGGACAAUAGAAACGCGGACAGUAAGGAGGAAUCUAGCAUUGAACAGGACAUAAGUUUUAACUCUGAUACUUCCGUAUGGACAACUGGCACCGAGCACACAGCCGUCCGAUGGAGAUCAGCUCCCUCUAGACUAAGUGAGAAAAUCUCCCAGGCAACAAGUUUGGAAUAUGUCAGUCGCUUGAGCCUCACAAGUGAAGAAGACCUUCGCACUCUGGAAGCUAAUUCAACUCCCAGAACGCAGCCAUCAAAUUUCGCGCACCAUAAGGAGUCGGAAGGUGAAGUGGAUAGUGUAUCAGCAGCCGGUUCAAACAGCUCUAUUUCAUCAAUAUCGUCCUCAUCCUCAACUCCAAAACUUGAUUCUCCACAAAGGCACCCGGGAACCCCAACGAUAGCAUUUAGUGCAUCGAAUCCCCGUCCGACUCCACAUCCGCGAUCUCGCAGGUUGGCUCUGAGACAAUCCCCACCAGCAGCCACGUCGCCGCUGUCACCUCAUCCACAGCCGCAGCCACCACCACCACCACCGCUGCCGCUGUUGGCACCAAUGCGAUCAAGGAAGUCGCCACUCUCACAUUCUCCACCACCUCAUCCGUUCAAGGCGUCGAUUUCGCCGUCAAAAACUCUACCACCAACGUUCCCCUGUCUGCUGGACUUGGAGUUGUGCAGACCAGUGACGUCACCACAACGGCCCUGCCCACGGCCGCGACACUCGGCCACCCUGACACUCUCAACGCCAACAAAUCCGCCACCGCCAAGGUCGUUGUCCGCACUGCCACACCCGCCACCACUUCCACCACCACCGCCACCAGGAUGGUUGACAUUGAAACGGGUGGAGACAGUAGCGACUGCAGAGGAGUACAUGCCUCCGUCUCCGAAGCCGUCCCCUGCCCCCUCCCCGACUCCGUCUCAGCUCCUGAAUGCACUCAUUGCGUGGCCGUCGCCGUCGCCGUCGUCGCCGAAACCCUCAACCCCAUUGACACCACUGCCAGAACCCUUGUCGACGCUGACCCCUUCCCCACAACUUUCUCUUCCACUGUCUCAAAUCCCAGAGGUGUUGAAGGGGUUGAGUCCAUUGCCAUUAUCAACCCAACCCUCCUCAUCACCAGAACUGUUGAAAACGACUACCUCGUCUCCACCAUCAUCCGCAUCGCCCUCCCAGCUGCUGGUGCCGUUAAAGACGUUGACGCGACCGCCGCCGCCGCCGCCACCGCCGACGACGACGCCGACGCCGCCCUCAUCGCCGCCACCACCCCUAUUCAUUUCGCGUCUCUCGCCUGCUGA
Messenger RNA from Spirometra erinaceieuropaei, 6185 nucleotides. Lineage: Eukaryota; Metazoa; Platyhelminthes; Cestoda; Diphyllobothriidea; Diphyllobothriidae. The record is from the annotation of a GenBank genome assembly.